This is a messenger RNA of Lachnellula hyalina, 1950 nucleotides long. It is a transcript of the gene nrc-2, whose product is annotated as Serine/threonine-protein kinase. The record is from RefSeq and is a predicted model, not a curated record. The transcript is spliced from 4 exons. Gene Ontology annotation, cellular component: cytoplasm; nucleus; plasma membrane. Gene Ontology annotation, molecular function: protein serine/threonine kinase activity; ATP binding. Gene Ontology annotation, biological process: protein phosphorylation. The coding region runs from base 1 to 1950 and encodes 649 amino acids. Lineage: Eukaryota; Fungi; Ascomycota; Leotiomycetes; Helotiales; Lachnaceae.
AUGACUGCCAUAUCCCACACCUCGCCCUUGUCCAACUCCAUCCCCAACGAGAAGCGGAACUUCUCUGGUCACUCGAUGACGAACAAGCACAGUAAUGGCCAUAGCCCUUUCCCGCAGAAGCUCAAGAACUUCUUCAGAAUCAACAGCUCCGGCAACAGCAACAACAACAAUAACAACAACAACGAGAAGCACGAUGGGUCAUUAAAGUCGGAAAACAAGAGCUACUUCCGACAAUCCAAAUUCUUCCCAAGUGUUGGCCGGAAUAGAUCUACUACCGUUGCUAGUGAGGGCAAUGCAUUGGACGAUGGGCUUAGUCCGACAGCCCACGCAAACCCAUACUUUGCCCAUCAAGGACCUCCAGCUUUACGACACCACAAUGAAGGCUCGGUGCCUCCGAGUCCCCCCGACACCCCAACACUGAAAAUCGAUGCAGUCUCCGGAGCGAAUGAUCAGGCUACGAUUGCUGGGAAGGAGGAAUUGGCACGAAGAUUAAGAAGAGUUGCCAGCGCUCCAAAUGCACAAGGUCUCUUUGCUUCGUCCAAAGGCGAUGGGGAUAGACCAGCUACCGCCGAACUUGGUAAGGCGCCAUUAGCACAUAAUGCCAGUACAAGCAUGCUGGCUUUGAUCGACUCCAAGAACGAUGGAGCGAACGGAAGCUCACUUGGAAUGCCUGCGGAGGACAGUCUUGGAGAUUUACAACCACCGCCCACUCCGUUGGCAUUCAGGAGGACAUACAGUUCGAAUUCCAUCAAGGUUAGAAAUGUCGAAGUUGGCCCGGGAAGUUUCGACAAGAUCAAGUUGAUUGGGAAGGGAGAUGUGGGGAAGGUCUAUUUGGUGCGGGAGAAAAAGAGUAGUAGGCUGUAUGCUAUGAAGGUAUUGAGCAAGAAGGAGAUGAUCAAACGUAACAAGAUCAAGAGAGCAUUGGCUGAGCAAGAGAUCCUGGCUACUAGCAAUCAUCCGUUCAUUGUUACGCUGUACCACUCGUUCCAGUCGGAGGACCAUUUAUAUCUAUGCAUGGAAUAUUGUAGCGGUGGUGAGUUCUUCAGAGCAUUACAAACCCGACCUGGGAAGUGUAUACCAGAAGAAGAUGCUAGAUUCUACGCUGCGGAGGUUACAGCUGCUUUGGAAUACCUCCAUUUGAUGGGAUUUAUUUACAGAGAUUUAAAGCCAGAAAACAUUCUUCUGCACCAAUCAGGACAUAUCAUGUUAUCGGACUUUGAUUUGUCGAAACAGUCUGAUCCUGGUGGAAAACCAACAAUGAUUCUCGGCCGAGGUGGCACAAAUUCGAACUCUCUUCCUACGAUCGAUACCAAGUCUUGCAUAGCAAACUUCCGAACAAACUCCUUUGUCGGCACUGAGGAGUAUAUUGCGCCGGAAGUUAUCAAAGGCUGUGGUCAUACAAGUGCGGUGGAUUGGUGGACUCUAGGCAUCUUAAUUUAUGAGAUGUUGUUCGGCACGACGCCUUUCAAGGGCAAGAAUCGCAAUGCGACUUUUGCCAAUAUUCUGAGAGACGAUGUACCAUUUCCAGAGCAUUCUGGGUCUCCUCAAAUUUCAAAUCUUUGCAAAUCCCUGAUCCGUAAGCUGCUGAUCAAAGACGAGAACCGCCGAUUAGGAGCUCGCGCCGGAGCAUCAGACGUCAAGACACACCCUUUCUUCCGAACCACACAGUGGGCCCUGAUUCGUCACAUGAAGCCACCCAUGGUUCCGCAUCAAGGCAGGGGAAUUGACACCGUCAACUUUAGGAAUGUAAAGGAGAGCGAAAGCGUUGAUAUCAGCGGUGCUAGAGGCAUGACGUUACCAACAGGAGUACCACUUGACUCGGGUUUAGCCACCCCCGCCGGGGAAAUCGUCGACCCAUUCGAGGAGUUUAACUCGGUCACGUUACAUCACGACGGAGAAGAGGGUCAAAUGGAGGACCAAAACAACGGUCGAUAUGACGGGAGGAAUUGA